CUUGUCAAAAUUUCGUAUUGGAAUUAUUGAAUGACUUUGAAGCACUUUUCCCUGUGUCAUAUUUUGUAAAAUAAAUAUUUAACUAAAAUGGCUAAGAAGACUUACGAUUUGCUUUUCAAACUCCUUCUUAUUGGUGAUUCUGGUGUGGGAAAAACAUGCAUAUUGUUUAGAUUUUCAGAUAAUCACUUCACAACGACAUUUAUAUCCACUAUUGGAAUCGACUUCAAAAUAAAGACAGUGGAGCUUCGUGGUAAGAAAAUAAAGUUGCAGAUUUGGGACACCGCGGGCCAGGAGCGCUUUCACACAAUCACGACGUCGUACUACCGGGGCGCGAUGGGCAUCAUGCUGGUCUACGACAUAACAAACGAGAAAACGUUUGACGACAUCGUCAAAUGGUUAAGAAACAUAGACGAGCACGCCAAUGAGGAUGUGGAGAAGAUGAUCCUGGGAAACAAGUGCGACAUGGAGGAGAAGCGAGUUGUUAGCAAGGAGAGGGGAGAGGCGAUCGCCCGCGAGCACGGCAUCCGCUUCAUGGAGACGUCGGCGAAGGCCAACAUCAACAUCGACCGCGCGUUCUCGGAGCUGGCGGAGGCCAUCCUGGACAAGUCGGCCACGCGCGACGCGGACGGCGACCUCGCGCGCAUCGCCGUGGAGCGCCGGCCCUCGCGAGCGCCGCCCGCGCGCGCCUGCUGCUCCUAGGCGCGCUCGUUGGUCCCUCACCGGAUCGCUCGCUCACUGGAGGACCCCACAGACUCUUCGAUACCUCGAGUCAAUUUCAUGCGAUUUCUAAUGGAAACGAAGAUCAUCUCACAGUGAAUCAUUAAAUAUUAAUAGAAUAAACAACUUAGUGUUGGACAAGACACGACGAUCCGAUGUGCUGAUUCGGCGGUUAAUGUAACAUUUCUGAACUUCUCAUACAUAAAUGACGUAAGAUUCGUACACGUAUCAUUUUAUCCCGAGGUUUAAGUUGUGUAUAGUCUUCUAAAGCUAGAAAUGUAAGUGUAGUUCGCGUUAAAGAUCUAGAUGCUCGCCAACACGUCAAGGACGGAGUGCGGUCGCCAUGCUUACUAUAUUCACUAGCUUUUGCCUGUGAUUUCGCCCCGCUAAGAACAUAUUUACGCUGCAUAACAUUAUUCGUUGCGGAAUCUCACACGGUUACGGAAGGCUUAGCGUCAGCGUGAUACCUAUUAUCGCCUGAUUUUCGAGUAGAACUUACAGAAAGAUCUCUCUGCGAACGAUCUGCAAACGAGUUUUUUUAUGUGUAUAACGCUGUCGAGUUCCUGAUAUUGUGGAGGUUCACAUUUAGACGUAACUGAUGACGUAGGAUUGCACAUGGCGCUUCGACUUCCGGCUGAAGCGCGAGGACUGCCAUGUACUGUAAGCGCACUACAAUCACGCACCGGGAUUACACAUUUUUUUUGUAUUGUCAUUGCAUUUUAUAAAGCUUUAACUUCUAGCGUCAAGAGAAACUAAAGUUGCCUCCUUAAACAUUAUUAGCCAGCAAAUAAUAGAGAAUUCGUAUAUAUCCAGGAAAAAUGGCAAGAACUCUGCAUUUAUACUUUUAAUUGGCAUUUGAUAAAGAGGUUAAAGCUUAAACAUUAAUAAUUCAUUAUUGUAAUCUAUUUUGACAUACAUAUAUAUGUUUUAACAGAUUGAGCUUUGUAGACGCAAUUGUUACUUAAUCGCAAUUAUUUAAACUUAUGUCUCAGUUACGAUAUAUAUAUUUUUUUAAAUGAUAAUAGUUUAAGGAGUUGCUAUGGAGUUGUAUAAGUUUUUACCAAAAUUAUGGGGCGGAUAUUUCUACUUAAUAACAUAAUAACAUCACACUUACAUUGUACGCACGAUGCAUAAUAGUUCCUUUAAAAUUUCCAUGUGAAGCUUCAGCUUUUUUAUCUCAUCUUUUUGUCUGUCCUGCAAGGACGCACCUCACUUGGGCAUUUAAUUGUUUUUCUAAAACCUGAAGUGUGAUCAUAAUCAUAAUGAAAUAAUCUCUUGGGAAUAGGCAGCGGCUGGUGCUGAAAAUCAACCUGAACAUUAUUACCUAUGCAAGACUCACCCGGGGUGAGAUUUCAGCGCAAGUCGAAUAAACUAGGUCAUUAAGUACCCAAUGUAAUUGUAAUAAUGUACGUUAAAGGUUAAAUAAAUUAUACUAUUUUAUCGUACGGUGUAUGUGUCUCGAUGGUUUUUACCUGCUUUUAUAAAUAAACAGCAUUGUAUAUUAUGUUCAUAUUAAACUACCUAUUGUGAA
Amyelois transitella is the source of this 2248-nucleotide messenger RNA. It is a transcript of the gene Rab10, whose product is annotated as ras-related protein Rab-10. NCBI's taxonomy places the organism in Eukaryota, Metazoa, Arthropoda, Insecta, Lepidoptera, Pyralidae. Bases 88 to 699 code for a protein of 203 amino acids. The transcript is spliced from 5 exons. Gene Ontology annotation, molecular function: GTP binding; GTPase activity. Gene Ontology annotation, cellular component: insulin-responsive compartment; Golgi apparatus; recycling endosome. Gene Ontology annotation, biological process: cellular response to insulin stimulus. The record is from RefSeq and is a predicted model, not a curated record.